Molecule: messenger RNA, 1622 nt
Organism: Lymnaea stagnalis (great pond snail)
Lineage: Eukaryota; Metazoa; Mollusca; Gastropoda; Lymnaeidae
Source: the annotation of a GenBank genome assembly
CAAGCGGAAAUGGAGUCUUCAGACAACGCUGACAAAACUCCACCAGAUGGGAUUCAGCUUGUUCUUUCGCGUAGUUAUCGAGGAAGUCCCGAACACACAAUCUAACGAUAUGAUGAAAGUACCGCAUGUAGGUAGCCAGCUUAUUAUAUGUCAAUGUGUACUGCUUUGUAGGCAGUGGUCUUGUUACACGUAAUGUGUACUGCAUUUGGAUCGUAAGAUCAUUACAUCUCAAUGUCUUAGUGUAUGUAGGUAGUCAGCUUAUUACACAUUAUUGUGUACUGCUUAUGGGUAUUCAGCUUAUUACAUGUCUAAUGUGAGCUUCAAGUUGUUAGUCAGCUGAUUUCAUAUUGUACUCGAUGUAGAUAAACAGCUGAUUAUAUGUCAAUGUGUACUGCAUACAGUUACUCAGCUUAUUAUAUGUUAAUGUUGAAAGCAUGUAGGUAGUGAGCUAUUUCAAUUUGUACUUAAUGUAGAUAUUUUGCUUUUUAUAUAUGUCAAUAUGUAAUGCAUGUAGGAAGUAAUCCUAUCACACUUGAUUGUACAUUGUUUUUAGGUCUUUUGCUGUUUUACAAUAAACAAAAAAUGAUUAGGAAAUCUUAUAGUUUAUUAGUUGACAAUGUGCAAUGCAAAUUAUGUUUCUAUUUCCUACAACAUUUAAGUUCAAGCCAAAUGAUGUAACAACAUACAUGGACUGGUUUUACCUAGCUGGCAUUACCUAUCGUGCUUUUAUGAUCGAUUACAUUAUAAAAAAGGCGUAUGCAUUGGGUAACAUCACUGGAGAUGUCCAAUCAAAAGCUGAGGCGAUACUCAACUUCUUUGAUUCCCUGGUAGGUUGUGACAUCAUAGAUUUAUGCAUAGUUUUAAAAAAAUAUUUGAACCACGCGACAUCACAGAUCUAUCUUUAGUUUUCUAACAUAUUUUAAGCACUUGACAUCACAUAUCUUUCUUUAGGUUUUAACAUAUUGUAACCACUUGACAUCACAGAUCAAUCUUUAUGUUGAUACGAUAUUUAAAACCACGCACCUUUCAAUAAAAUUGAGUCAAUUUAAUUUUAUCGUCUAGUUCAUAAUAAUACAAAGUGAACGCCUUAAGAUUCUCUCCAUUGUGAAAUAGUUCAUAAAAUUUGUUCUCCAUUUUAUCGCUUCUUUGUUACACACGUCGUUAAAAUACGUCAGUUCUAAAUAUUUUUUUUCUUCAAUUUUACAAAUAGUCAAAAUAGAUGUGUUAUCUAAACUGUCCAAAUACUAUAAAGUUGUAUGUUGUGGGCAUCCCCCAAAUCACCGAUUACGUGUUAGACGUAGUUAAAAAUCGUAUAGUUGAUAGUUUAAGUGUCCCGGGCUUCACAGCUCUCACGUUUCAAUAUUGUUCGAGUAAAAAGUGUUUUUUUUUUAGUUCAUUCUCUUAAGUCUUUGAGAUACAAAGAAGAAAUACAAUUACACGGACAUUACCUAUUAUCAUUAUGAUGAAAAAUUCAGACAGAAAUUCAUAUCUGCCAAGUAACUUAUACGACGGAAAACCGUUCUUUACAGCAGGCAGCUUACGUUCAGGCAUUCAAACGAUUUAUCGCCCCAGAGAUAGAAGUGAUCUCCAUCGGCAAGUUGCAGCAAAAAAUAGGCUCUUUG